This is a messenger RNA of Panicum hallii, 2997 nucleotides long. Its product is annotated as F-box/kelch-repeat protein SKIP6-like. The transcript has 2 exons. Gene Ontology annotation, molecular function: protein binding. The coding region runs from base 84 to 1220 and encodes 378 amino acids. The record is from RefSeq and is a predicted model, not a curated record. Lineage: Eukaryota; Viridiplantae; Streptophyta; Magnoliopsida; Poales; Poaceae.
CCCCACUCACUCGGCAAUCAGGCGCGCGCACAUCCACACGCCUUCCUCCUCCACCACCGCCGCGUCGCCGCCGACGGCGAGCCAUGUCCACCGAACUCACCUCCCCACCACAACCGCCGGAAUUGAUCCGCGGGAACCUCAUCCCUGUGCUCCCCGACGACUUGGCCGUAUACUGCAUAGCCCUCCUGCCGCGCGCUGCGCACCCAUCCCUCGCCCUCGUCUCCCGAGCUUUCCACGCCCUCCUGUGCCGCCACCCAGAGCCCCUCCUCGCCGCGCGCCGCGCCCUCCGUCUCUCCGACUCCCACAUCCUCCUCUCCCUCCGGGCGCCCUCCUCCGCGUCCCUCCUCUUCUUCCUCUUGCUCCCGCAUCCCGGGUGGCCCCCUCUUCCCCUUCCCUCCCCACCCGUCCCCGUCUCGUCCUCCUCGUCGGUCGCCACCGACGGGAGCCGGCUCUUCCUAGUCGGCGGAUCCGUCGCCGGGGUCCCUGCUUCGUCUGUGCAAAUAUUGGACCCCCGGGCCAGAUCCUGGUCCAUCGGCCCGCGUCUGUCCUCUACGCGGGAGUUCGCCGCGGCCGUCGCGCACUCCGGUGUACUGUUCGUCGCCGGCGGGUGCGUUCCCUCGUCCCCCUUCUGGGCCGAGGCUCUCGACCUCUCCGCACCGAACGCGAAAUGGAAAACUGUCGCCAGCCCGGUCCACCUCCGUGAGAAGUGGAUGCACGGCUGCGCGUCUCUAGCCGGGAAGGUCCUUGCGGUGGGGGACCGCGGCGGCUUAGCCUACGAUCCGGCGGCGCCACCUGCGGAGGCGUGGGCGCCGGUCUCGCCGGUGCUUGACAUGGGGUGGAAGGGCCGUGCUGCCGUGGUUGGCGCAAUCCUGUAUUCUUACGAUUACUUGGGGCAGGUCAAAGGCUAUGAUCCGGACACUGAUUCGUGGAGCACAGUGGAGGGGUUGGAGAGGGAGCUGCCAAGGUUCUUGUGCGGCGCCACACUUGCCAAUGUUGGAGGAUUGCUAUACUUGGUUUGGGAAGGGAAAUGGAAAGAAAAAGGAAAAGGAAAAGUUAAGGAGGAAGUGAGUAGCAUGGUGGUGAUUGAAUGGGCCGGCAUUGAGGUUACAAGGGUGGAAGAGGGGCGGCUAAGAGGAAAAGUGGUCUCUAGGGACACUGCUCUAUUCCCGGACAUGCCAAGAGGGUCAACGAUCACGCAUUGUAUUGCGUUGGAGUUGUGAUACAGUAGCUGCAGGUGUAAAGCAGGUAAUAGGCAUACUUUGAGAAGUCUUAGCAAUGGUUUUUCUUCGUGUUGUAAGCUCCUUGCUUGCGUAAUUCAACAAAUUAAGUAACUGGCAAUUGUUAUGUUCCACUAGUUUGUACUCCGAGGCAUAGUAGGUGGUGUCACCUGUGAUUAAUGUUUCUAGUAGUGGUAUGAUAUGAACUGUUCCUUUUUUACAAGGAUUAGAUUAGAGUUCAGUAGAUUGCUAAGCGAUAAGUUGUAUAAUAUUUAUAUACUGGACUUAUGAUGUUUAUGUUUGCAACUAUGCUGUCAUUGUUUAUUCAGCAUCAUUGAGCAAGAAAAAACAAUCAAACUAUAUUUCUGCUUGAUUUCUUGGAUGACUGGAUCACAGAGCCAUAGAUGAACCUAUUUAUCUUCCCUUGCACUAAAUUUGCAGAGUCUCCUGCAAAAUUAGCAUAGACCAGUACUUUUAAAGUUCUAAUUUCUUCACUCAGCUGCACUGCAGCCUGCAUGCUAGAAGUUAGCUAGUUCUUUGGCCACUGGCACGUCCUUCAUGCAUUUCUGAACCAGCUGAUUCAGCCACUUGUAUCUUGACUGACCCCCAGGACUCCACCCCAGCAUCAGGAAGUAGCGCCCAAAUCCAGUUUACUGCAUUAGGUUCCACCAGUGAUUCAGAUGGUUUGGGCCAUACUUCUAUUGGCUUUUCAGACUUGCUGGGUAGCUCUACUUCAAAGCUACUUCUCCCCCAGGAACAUAAUCUUAAGUGAUUGUUUUAUUUGAACAAGUUUACUGCAAUGCUCCUACAGUGUUUACAUCCAAGUUGCUUUAUGCUAAUGAGUUUAUAUUGUUGGACCAUUGCAACAUUGUAAAUGUUUCAGUUAGUUGGAUUAGAUAGAUCUUCAGUUAAUCAGUUGAUGCUGGUUAUGUUGGUACACUUGUGGCAUGGUUAUAUUUGACCGAUAUCACCCCAUAGAAGGUGGAAUUCUAGCAUGAUUGUGAGACUAAUUAUAGUUGUAUAGCAUCAACUCUGUUACUGUUAGCGGCCACACUUCUUGUUAGUGGCUGUAGACAAAAGUAGUGUAGUGUAUGAGGCCUUUUGGUCAGCACAGAUAAUGUUCCAAGGCCUGCCUAUUUUGUGCCCCAAUGUCAGUACUAGCUAUGUCAGAUUAUUCUCUUCUCAUGAUUCAUCCUUGCGCAGAAAAUGACAGAAUUAUGAAAAUAUCACCAAAUGACACAUAUUCCUGUAGCAUUGAAUUAGCUUAUCUUAGCAACUCCUGGGGACCUGAAUGAUCAUACUGAAGAUGUAGGUAUUGUAUGUAAGUAGUUCAAAAGUGAUCUCUGUAUCAAUUUUCUGCACAUGUAAGACUUUCCGUUUUGAUAUUGCCAUACUGGUGAAUGGCGAAAACUUUUCGCUUGCAGGGAGUAAAUAAUGCCUGAACCUUGCUGAGAGAAUGAUGGCAGGUGGCAGCUGUUCAUGACACACUCGAGAUCGUGGACCUUGAGGGGGCUCUGCACACUGGGAGUCUCGGAGCGUUCUCUCUCUCUCAGGUCCUCGAAGUUUGAUGGUGAAGAAACUGGCGGAAGAUCACAAAACAAAUGCUUCACCGCUGCUGUUUCCAUGGUGCACUGUGAGCCUUCGACUGAUGCCCAUUGCCCUCCAAUUGUUCAUUGUUUUGCUUCAUGUUUUUUCGCAAUGCACAUAAACUAAGGAAAUUGUAACUUGAGAUGAAUCGAAAUAAAGCGCACAUUGUCAGGAUGUGACUUUUGGUUUAAAA